AGUAAAAUACCUCCUACUAUGCGCUUAUCGGUGUAACAUUGCUUCUGUCCACAGGGCGGCGUUGUUACUGCGGGUUGCUAGUGGCCGAAAGGGAGAGGAGGACUAUACACGCAUGGGCCAAGUUUGUAGUGAGCGCCGUAUGUUGAGCCGUCUCCGCGGGCGUACGGAGCAAGGCUCGUCAUUUCUUUGAGGCAGAAGCGUACAACGGGGGACACUGAGUUUUGAUUGGCGGAGGAAGGCAGAGCCAAAAUCACUCUCGCCAGGAAACGGGUCGAAUUUCAGGGGGGAGUGACACCCACUAGAGUGAGGGAGGGGGGCAGUGUGUGGGGACGUAAGGAGGAGAAAAAAAUCUAGCUAGUAAACCUGACAAAGCGUCUGAGAACACAACUAGGAUUGUCGGGGGAGAAGACGCCGAGCCGCGAGGGACCGUAUAUUGAUGGAUUCUAUGUUCUUGGAUAGUAGAUCGGCGUUCAUUUCCGCGCUCUAGUUCUCACACGUUGUGAGAUUUGCAUUUACAGUGCACUACUUUAGAACACUGACAUAAAUGCCUCUAAAAGAAACUUGCUGAGGAAGUGAAGUUUCGGGAACCUAUGUUUUUCUGUCUGUUUUUGGAGGAUAUAUGCAUUGAAACGCGGAUUUCUUCAAGUGCAGUGGACUACUAAAUAUUUUGGAAUACAUGAAACAAUUUUUUUCUGUGAUUUGAGUCGGUUCUUUUGGGUUCUGCUGCUUUAAGAUUUGCAUUUUUUGGUGCAGUGAGGAGUAAGAGCUACACAUUCCUCUCUCGUUCCGGCCCGUGCAUUCGGCUCUCUGCAUGCAAACAGGAGAUCUUCAACACUUUAGUCCGUCUUGCCCAGGUGAUUGCUGGGACUUCCAGUGGGUGACAGGCCAGACAGCCUGCAGUUGAUGGUUGGGUGGAGCCCCUCAGAUGGGAUCCUUGUCCAGGGGGAGGCGAAGGAGGGGGGCAUGGCUGGACCUGCGCCCCAGUAAAGGCAUGGCCUCGUGGGCCUGGCUUCUUGCAGCUGUCCUGCUGUCGCUGCUGACAGCCACCCUGGCCAGACCUCCGUUCACUGCUACAGAGGAGGAGGAGGAGGGGGGGGCCACGACGGAGCCUGAAGAACCUCCAACCAAAUACCAGAUCUCUAAGCCCACGCUCUGCUCGCUCCUGCCGGGGGAGGUGCUGAAGCUGAGCUGCCCUCUGCCCCAGGGCAGCAUCACCUGGACCAAAGAUGGCACCUCCCUGGGGGCCAACAACCGCACCCUGAUAGAGCAGGCGGUGCUGCAGAUCCGGGAUGCCACGCCCCGGGACUCGGGGCUGUACGUGUGCAGCAGCGGCCUGCCUGGGGCCCCGGGCUCCGAGAGCCUUCAGCUCUGCUUCAUAGUCAACAUCACAGAUGCCAUCUCGUCUGGGGAUGAUGAAGAUGACAGCGAGCGUUCGGAGGACGUGGGGACAGAUGCAGCCGACCAGAUGAGGACACCCUACUGGACGUCUCCAGAGAAGAUGGAAAAGAAGCUGCAUGCUGUUCCUGCUGCCAACACCGUCAAGUUCAAGUGUGCGGCAGGAGGGCACCCGCGCCCACGCCUGCGCUGGCUGAAGAACAGCCGUCCCUUCCGCCAGGAGGACCGCAUGGGCGGGUACAAGGUGCGCCACCAGCACUGGACCCUGAUCAUGGAGAGUGUGGUGCCGUCAGACAAGGGCAACUACACCUGCCUGGUGGAGAAUGAGUAUGGAGCCAUAAACCACACCUACACCCUGGAUGUCGUGGAGCGCUCCCCUCACAGGCCCAUCCUGCAGGCGGGGCUUCCGGCCAACACCACAGUCCACGUGGGGGAGGAUGCCCGCUUCGUGUGCAAGGUGUACAGUGACGCCCAGCCCCACAUCCAGUGGCUGCAGCACAUCCAGAAGAACGGGAGCCAUGUGGGUCCGGACGGCCACCCUUACGUACGCGUGCUCAAGACCGCAGGUGUUAACACCACGGAUAAGGAGAUUGAAGUCCUCUUCUUGCCCAAUGUAACUCUGGAGGAUGCUGGGGAGUAUACGUGCUUGGCUGGUAAUUCUAUUGGGAUCUCCUAUCACACUGCUUGGUUGACGGUGCUUCCAGCCAACACAGACGAGCCCGUCACCGGCCUGACCUCUCCGGACUAUGUGGAGAUUGGUAUCUACUGCGUGGGCGUGUUCCUGAUCGCAUGCAUGGUGGUGAUCGUGGUGGUGUGCAGGAUGAGGAACACAGCCAAGAAGCCAGACUUCGGGGGUCAGCCUGCCGUUCACAAGCUGAGCAAGCAGAUCCCCCUCCGCCGCCAGGUAACAGUGUCUGCUGACUCCAGCUCCUCCAUGAGCUCCAGCACGCCGCUAGUACGCAUCACAACACGCCGAAGCUCUGCCCACGACGACCCCAUCCCCGAGUACGAUGUCCCGGAGGACCCCCGCUGGGAGUUCUCCAGAGACAGGCUGACCCUUGGCAAGCCCCUAGGGGAGGGCUGCUUUGGCCAGGUGGUGAUGGCCGAGGCCCUGGGCAUUGACAAGGAGAAGCCCAAGGAGGCCGUGACCGUAGCAGUCAAGAUGCUGAAAGACGAUGCCACUGAGAAGGACCUGUCAGACCUGGUGUCGGAGAUGGAGAUGAUGAAAAUGAUUGGGAAGCACAAAAACAUCAUAAACCUGCUGGGGGCGUGCACACAGGAUGGGCCCCUGUAUGUGAUCGUGGAGUACGCCUCCAAGGGGAACUUGAGGGAGUACCUGCGCGCCCGUCGGCCCCCAGGAAUGGACUACUCCUACGACAUCGCCCGCUGCCCUGACGAGCAGCUCACCUUCAAGGACCUGGUCUCCUGCACCUACCAGGUGGCCCGGGGGAUGGAGUACCUCGCCUCACAAAAGUGUAUCCAUAGAGACCUGGCAGCGAGGAAUGUCUUGGUGACGGAGAGCAACUUCAUGAAGAUUGCAGACUUCGGCCUGGCCAGAGACGUCCACAACAUCGACUACUAUAAGAAGACCACCAAUGGUCGUCUCCCGGUGAAAUGGAUGGCUCCAGAGGCGUUGUUUGACCGAGUGUACACACACCAGAGUGACGUCUGGUCGUUCGGGGUGCUGAUGUGGGAGAUCUUCACCCUGGGGGGGUCUCCCUACCCUGGCAUCCCAGUGGAGGAGCUCUUCAAGCUGCUGAAGGAAGGCCAUCGCAUGGACAAGCCUGGCAACUGCACCAAUGAGCUGUACAUGAUGAUGAAAGACUGCUGGCAUGCUAUCUCCUCUCACAGGCCCACCUUCAAGCAGCUAGUAGAGGAUCUGGACCGCAUCCUCACCUUGGCCACCAACGAGGAGUACCUGGACCUGUGCUCCCCAGCGGAGCAGUACUCUCCCAGCUUCCCAGACACGCGCAGCUCCUGCUCCUCCGGGGACGACUCUGUGUUCUCCCAUGAUCCUCUAGCGGACGAGCCCGGCCUCCCUAAGUACCAGCACAUCAACGGGGGCAUCAAAACAUGAGCCCCCCAACCACCUCCCUCCUCCUUCUCCCCCCUCCAUAACCUCCUCUCCCCUCUUCCCCCCUGUCUGGAUCUUAUGAACAAAUGGACCUGGACAAGACUGGGCAGGUGACAGUGCUGCUGGCAACGUCAACACACACACACCGUCAUACAUAAGCUCUUACAGACGUGUUGAAGGGCUGAAGGAGAAAACAGGGACCUGAGAGUGUUCCCCUUGACUGACUGAAUGAAGAGCUGGCCCCUUUAUAGCCCUGCCUUUAAUAGCCCCGCCCCCAAGCCCAACCCCCUGGAUAGUCCCAGCCCUGGAUUGCUGCCCCCACCCCUUCAGUUGUUUAGCUCUUGUUGUUGUUCCAAAAGUUCUGGAAAUAUGUUUCUUCCAUGAUUGCAUUCCAUUGGCUGGCAUUCCAAGACUUUGUUUAUUCCCAGAGGAAAGAUGGACCUUAAUAAACUGAAAAAGGAACGGAAAACAGAGGAAGAGAAACAGGAAUGGAAUUGAAAGAAAAGCCUAACUAACAAACAUAUAGAUGGAUGGACUGAGGGGAAGAAUGCCUAAAGACACUGCCUCUUGUUUAUUUUGUAAUAUUGUCUAAUUUCUUUUUACUUUACUCUCUUGAUACACCCAUGCAAUUAUUCAUAUGGAGAAAAAACAAUACACAGUAAACUGUAUAGUGCUGGGUAUAUCUGUAAAUAUAUUCAAAUAUGUAUAAAUAUAUAUUAUAUAUUUACAGUGAAUUAUUUUUUGUAUGGGCUCCAGAAUAAUGAGCCCUCUCCUUGCUCUCUCUUGAGGACAGAGGGCAUGUUGGGCAGGUUCUUACACAGACCAACACAUUGCAGACACACCUGUCUCUCUCGCUCAGUAACACAGUGGACUUUUGGCUUUCAGGGACAGAGGUAGCAUGUUAAUUUAUUGACUUAUGUUUUUUUGAAAGUGAAUAAAAAAGUUGAAAACUACAAAAAUAGUACAAAAUAAAUAAUGAUAUUAAUGAUGCCAAUAAUAAAGAAUAAAUAAUCCAUUAUGUAUUUCAAAAUGAUCUUUCAUAGGUAACAGAGAAAGCUAUUUUUAGUGGGUUUGAAAGAUCCUUGUUUUGUAUGGUUUAUAUAUGAAUGUGAAUAUUAAGUUAAAAUUGAAAUAUUGUACAUUUUAUAGUUGUCUAAUCCCUUUCUUACGUAGCUGGUGCAGUUUUUAUCCAGUCAAUUUACUCUUUCUUAGGUUUGCAUUUGAAAUUACAUGAUUUCUGGAUAUUUAUAUAUAAUAAAUAAAAAAGAUUCUGAAAUUACCCACUAGCGAUCUGUAACCUCCUGUAGAUGGAAGAUAGACUAAAUUCACACAAGAGAAUUGAAAGCUGGGAAAUGAAAGUAUUAAAUCAUUCAAGUGUUUUUCUUUUUUUUUUACUGGACCAAGUUGAAAAUGUUCUGUUCAAAUGUUCCUACCACAUUGGCAACAUUAAAGAUGGAAAAGCA
Osmerus eperlanus (European smelt) is the source of this 4932-nucleotide messenger RNA. It is a transcript of the gene fgfr2, whose product is annotated as fibroblast growth factor receptor 2. The transcript is spliced from 19 exons. Gene Ontology annotation, cellular component: plasma membrane; signaling receptor complex. Gene Ontology annotation, molecular function: ATP binding; fibroblast growth factor receptor activity; fibroblast growth factor binding. Gene Ontology annotation, biological process: multicellular organism development; positive regulation of kinase activity; positive regulation of cell population proliferation. The record is from RefSeq and is a predicted model, not a curated record. Bases 926 to 3472 code for a protein of 848 amino acids. Lineage: Eukaryota; Metazoa; Chordata; Actinopteri; Osmeriformes; Osmeridae.